Messenger RNA from Bacidia gigantensis, 738 nucleotides. RefSeq lists its product as uncharacterized. NCBI's taxonomy places the organism in Eukaryota, Fungi, Ascomycota, Lecanoromycetes, Lecanorales, Ramalinaceae. The record is from RefSeq and is a predicted model, not a curated record. The coding region runs from base 1 to 738 and encodes 245 amino acids. The transcript has 2 exons.
AUGAAUAUCACCAGGAACGUCGUCGUCUCCGGUGUGUUUUUCUCCGUCGCGGUCAUAUUGCUUCUCUCGACCUUCUAUACACAGCAUAAGCCGCACAAAGGUCGCUUCAUCUUCGUAGACCUCGGAGCCAAUCGCGCAGACUCGCUAGAGACCUUCCUCAAACACAAGGGCGCGAAGUUCGAUUUUGAUUUCCCACGUCCCAGCUGGGCAACCCACGACCAAGCUGAAAUCUAUCUAUUCGAGGCAAACCCCGUCUUCAACCCCGCCCUGGUAGAAGCCAAACAGAAAUACGACGAGCUCGGCAUCAACGUAAACAUCUAUCCAUCCACCGUCGUUGACGUCAAAGAUGGCACGCGCACAUUUUACCUCGACAACGUGAACACCGAGCACGACUACUGGGGUUCCUCCACCCACGCCACGCACCCCGAUGCCGUAAAAUCCCACAGCAACGGCACCGAGAUUGUCGCGAUCGGAAUCUCGCGAUGGCUACUAAUGAACACGCUGCCAAGGGAUUUCGUCGUCGUCAAGAUGGACAUUGAAGGAUCCGAGUUCGAAGUCAUUCCGAAGAUGGUGGAGAUGAGUAUCUGGACGGUUCUGGACUACCUCUUCGUCGAAUGGCAUGGGGGUUUCAUCCAAAAUGACGAGGGGUUCCCUCAGACCGAGGCGAGGGUGAAAAAGGCGCAGGAGGUGUUAAUCUCGAAGGGGGUUCAGAUGCCGUCUUACGAUUCUGGAGCUUAA